Messenger RNA from Toxorhynchites rutilus septentrionalis, 2215 nucleotides. It is a transcript of the gene Rox8, whose product is annotated as nucleolysin TIAR. The record is from RefSeq and is a predicted model, not a curated record. The coding region runs from base 863 to 2215 and encodes 450 amino acids. The transcript is spliced from 5 exons. NCBI's taxonomy places the organism in Eukaryota, Metazoa, Arthropoda, Insecta, Diptera, Culicidae. Gene Ontology annotation, molecular function: RNA binding.
UCGCAAUUGUGCUCAAUGGUGAACGCUGUUGUCGCGAAGCUGAAGAUUGAAUGCAACCGAUCGUCAACCAAGAAUCCCCAAGCAGCAGCAGCAAAGCGAAGGAAGCAAAACCCCAAAGUAACAGCAAACGGCACGGUAAGGCUACGAAGAAGAAGAAGCGCAGUGAAUCAGUAGCCUUGCGGAAGAUCAUCGAAUUCGCGUUUCGUAUGUGCUUGCAACUUCCGGACAGCCAGCGGGACAAAAUUUUUGACCGGUGCUCCCAAGUGUGUGCCCUCCGUGAAAACGAGAAAAGAGGUUUUCUUUCUUUUUCUUCUGAACUACAAUGUCGCGAGAUAUCGACGGUAGAAUGUGUGUGUAUAUUUACUAGUGUGAUAGUGUGAUGGCCCACGGGAACGAAGCGAAGUGUUGGAUGGUUCUGUGUGCAUUUGUGGUAGUGUCUGCAUCGGACGAAACUUUCCCCGCGCUUCGAUUAUUUCUACAUUAGCGUUUCUGAUGUUAGCCGAAAAGUGAGACUGCAGUGUGUACCAAAAUAAUUUAGCGUCUUUCCAUUCUGCAUGGACUGAGGAAGUCGGCGUUUUGUUGUGUGGUCACUGCCAGAAAAAGCGAAGGGGAGCAAUUUUCGAACGAAACAAGUUUUCAUUCAUUAUCUUCCAAAGUUGCUGCUGCGUAUCAAAUAUUCACCAAAAGUGCGAAAGAGACACAAUUUGCGGGAAGAGAUCAAAGCAGCAAUCGUGAUUUUUUCUUGUUCGUAGUGCUGCUGGGCAACGAUACCACGAGAAAAAAAAAACAGGCAGCCGAAAAUUUCUAAGCUGCUAGAAUAUAAAUUCUGCAUCUGCCAGAGACACAGCUUACAUUAGACAAAAUGACAGAGGAAAUCUACCCGAAAACCCUCUAUGUGGGAAAUCUCGACCUGUCCGUUACGGAAGACUUACUGUGCGCCCUGUUCGGUCAAAUGGGUGCAGUGAAAAGUUGUAAAAUUAUCCGAGAGGCCAGCAGUGAUCCGUACGCAUUUAUCGAAUAUGCCAGCCAUCAAUCUGCCCAGACGGCCCUUGCCGCGAUGAACAAGCGAUUGUUUUUGAAGAAGGAAAUCAAAGUGAACUGGGCCACCAGCCCUGGGAAUCAGCCGAAAACGGACACAAGCCAGCACCAUCACAUUUUCGUGGGAGACCUCAGUCCGGAAAUUGAAACCGAAACUCUGCGCGAAGCGUUCGCCCCGUUCGGGGAAAUCUCCAACUGUCGGAUUGUGCGCGACCCACAGACUCUCAAAUCGAAGGGCUACGCGUUUGUGUCCUUCGUGAAGAAGGCGGAAGCGGAGAACGCAAUUCAGAUGAUGAACGGCCAAUGGCUCGGCUCGCGAAGUAUCAGAACGAAUUGGUCCACAAGGAAACCACCAGCGCCGCGUGAGAAUUCAAAGGGAAUCAAGUGUGGCAAAACACCUGGCUUCGAGGAAAUCUACAACAAUACUGGUCCGACGAAUACUACGGUUUACUGUGGUGGCUUUCCGCCCAACACCAUUUCUGACAACCUUAUCAAGAGUCAUUUCGGCCAAUUCGGGCAAAUUCAUGACGUGCGGGUAUUUAAAGACAAGGGUUACGCAUUCAUCAAGUUCACAUCGAAGGAAGCGGCAGCCCGAGCAAUCGAGGGCACUCAUAACAGCGAGGUACAAGGCCAUCCAGUUAAGUGCUAUUGGGGCAAAGAAAACGGCGGAGAAAUGGCGAGCAAUGGUAUCAAUGCAGCUGCAGUCGCGGCAGGAAUGGUAGGCAUUGGGAUGAACAGCAUAGGUGGUAACCCGCUGCAAUCUCAGAAUGCGGCGGCCGCCGCAGCAGCGGCUGCUGCAGCCGCGGCAGCUCAACAACAUGGUGCAAAUCAGCAGCUCUCCCAGGCAGCGGCAGCAGCCGCCGCCGCUGGAGCUCAGUAUCCUUAUUCGGCUUAUGGACAGAUGGGUUAUUGGUACCCGGGUUAUCCACAGAUGCAAGCACAGUACAUGCAGCAAAGUUAUGCGUAUCCAUAUGCAUAUGCUGCAGCCAGCCCGCAGCAAGCAGGAACUGCCGGAUACCGUAUGAUGCAGCCGAACCUCGCUGCCGGAUGGGGCAUGCAAACUGUACCAGGAGUUUCCUCGAAUGGGGCAGCCGCAGCAGCAGCAGCCGCCGUUGCUGCUGCCUCCAACCAGCAACCGAUGAUGUAUGCAACAAUGCCACAGUUUCAGACGCAAUGA